UGAAAGAUGAUGGAGGGAACUGGAUUGAAGAUGAGAAUAGGCUCAAAGGCCUCUCUGAGGUAUCUUUUAAGGAACUAUUUAGAGCUAGAAACCCAAUCCAGUUCAAUCACCUGUUGGAUGGCUUUCAAGAGAAAGUGUCAAAUGAGAUGAAUGAGGAGCUUUGUGUUCCGGUAACCAAUGAAGAUAUUAGGAAAGCGGUUUUUUCUUUGGGAGCUAGGAAAGCCCCAGGUCUAGAUGGAUUUUCUGGGAGGUUCUACCGGAGGUAUUGGGAUAUUAUUGGGGAGACACUUUGAAGAGAAGUUUUAGGGUUCUUUGAGACAGAGGUUAUGCCGGAGGGAUGGAAUGAUACCCAUAUUGUUAUGGUCCCUAAGGUUGACAACCCGGAAAGGAUCAACCAGUUCCGUCCUAUAAGCUGCUGUAAUUUUAUAUAUAAAAUCAUAUCAAAGAUUAAGGCCACCCGUCUCAAGAAAUGGACACCUGAUUUGGUCUCGGAGCUCCAAAUGGCAUUUACUGGGGGUAGGCUGAUUCAAGACAAUAUCAUCAUCGUGCACGAAGCACUCCACCACUUCAAAAAUCACAAACUGGAUCGUAGAAGAGAUAUGAUGUUGAAGUUGGAUAUGAAGAAGGCGUAUGAUAUGGUCGACUGGGAAUGUUUAGAAACCCUUCUGAUGAAAUAUGGUUUUGAUAACAAGUGGUGCAAAUGGGUUAGUGCAUGUAUCCGCUCAGUCAGGUUCUCUAUUCUUUUCAAUGGGGAAGCAACAGAUUUUUUCAGACCCUCACGUGGAAUCAGACAAGGAGACCCGCUAUCACCAUUCUUGUUUAUCCUCAUGUAUAAUGCCCUUACCUUCUUGAUUGAUAAGACAGUGGAAGAAAACCAUCUCAAGGGGAUUAGAUUGAACGCCAGAUGUCCAGUUCUAACCCACUGUCUUUUUGCUGAUGAUACAGUCAUUUUUGGAAAGGCAAACCUCCAGGGAGCGCAAAAAAUUCUAGAUCUGAUAGGGGAGUAUGGAGCGAUCACAGGACAAGAAGUGAAUAUCAGCAAAUCCUCAGUUUUCUUCAGUGCUAAUGUCCCGGAUGUCGAAAAAGCUGAUAUCAUUGCCCAUAUUGGAUUUGCUUCAUCAAACUGCCACUCGAAAUAUUUGGGGGUGCCAACGGAGUGGGGUAACUCGAAGAAAGAAACCUUCAACUUCCUUAUCCAAAGAAUGGAAAAGAUGGGGGAAGCUUGGAACAGUCUCCUGCUUUCCCAUGGGGGAAAAGAAGUCCUUCUCAAAGCUGUUAUCCAAGCUAUUCCGUCCUUCAUCAUGUAUCUUUUCUAUCUUCCAGUCUCAGUCACCAAGAAAAUGGACUCUCUUCUCAGUAACUUCUUUUGGUCGGGAUCUAUGAAAAAGAGUAGCCUUCACUGGUGUAAGAAAGAGAUUUUCUGUGCAGCUAAAUCGGAAGGGGGAUUGGGUUUUCGGAGUUUCAAGGACUUUAACAUGGCACUUUUGGCUAAGCAGGCGUGGAGACUCCUGACUUCCCCUGAGUCCCUGUGGAGUCGCCUUCUUAAAGGGCUUUACUUCCCUAUAAGUGAUUUUCUCCAAGCAAAAAAGGGGAGUAGACCCUCACGGAUUUGGGCUAGCCUCUGGGAGGCAAAGAAAGUCAUAAAUUUAGGAGCGGUCCGAGUAAUUGGCUCGGGAGAGGACAAUUGGUUGGAUCAAGAUCCAUGGAUUCCAGCUCUGCAAAAUUUUACAAUCAAGAGCGGCCCUCAAAACCAUGAAAAGGUGAAAGAGUAGAUUGAUCCAGAAGACAGAUGCUGGAACUUGGAUCUCAUCUAGGGCCAUGUCUCCAUCAUGGAAAUGGAAGCAAUUCUGAAGAUCCCCAUUGGAGAAGAAGAUGCUGAUGAUUUUUUGGCGUGGAAUUUCACGAAAGAGGGAAGUUUCUCAGUGAAAUCGACUUACCAUGCGAUUCAUCAAAAUGUUUCCAAUACCCAUCCUAAUGGGAACGCGGAGAAAUGGAAAUGGAUUUGGAGCCUUCACCUUCCUCCAAAGCUCAAAUUUUUUAUCUGGAGAUGCUCUAAGAAUGGGUUGGCAACAAAGGAGAGACUUCUUCAUCGAAAGUGUGCUCAAAACUCGACAUGCCAAGUAUGCCAAAACCUGAUUGAAUCCUUGCUCCAAUGCAUCUUCUAUUGCCCUCAUGCCAAUGCAGCGUGGAAUGCUAUCUUCCCUUCCCUCCCCUUACCUCCCCAGGGGACUUCCUUCUUGGACUGGUUCUGCUCCCUUAAAGAUGCAAUUUCGCCAAGCUCCUUGAUCCAGAUUGUCUUUCUUUGCUGGAAUAUUUGGAAGGCGAGAAAUGAAUGUUGUUUCAAGAAUACUGCCCUGUGGCCCCCGAAUGUGUGUAUGCAAGCCUAUAAAGAGCUCUUGGAAUGGAGUUCUUUUCCGAGGCCCCCCACUCACAUGCCACCCUCGUAUACCCAGCUCAGGGGAUCCCAUUCUCAGACAAAUCCACCGCCAAGUAAUCAUCCUUUGGUGAUUCACUGUGAUGGGUCGUUCAUAAGCGACUCCUAGCCGGCGGCAUAUGGUGUUGUGGUUGUUAACCACCAUGGACAAGUUUGUGAUGGGCGAGCUGAGACUCUUCUUUGUUCCACCCAGAUUGAAGCAGAAGCGAAGGCUCUUCUAGAAGUAGUUAAAUUAGCACAAGAAUAUGGUUCUGAAUGUCUGGUCCAGUCCGACUGCCAAGUGCUAGUGAGAGCGUUGUCUCAAAAUCAAGCAAAAUUGGCCAUGGCGGUGUGCGGCCUGGAUUGGCUCUAUUGUCACGAUUCUCAGGGCAAACGCAUUCAUCAAGGUUAAGGAGGUGUCAACAUCUCUUAAUGUCAGAGCUGAUUGGGUUGUGCGUUCGAAGGCGAGAGAGUCACUUCCUGACGACUGGAUUAAUAUUCUUGAUCUAAUUUCUUUUCUUCUUUAAGAAUGUAACCUGUUUCCGGUUUCUUUCCAUUGGUGGAAUAAAAGUUGAUUAAUCUU
Molecule: messenger RNA, 2996 nt
Organism: Linum trigynum
Lineage: Eukaryota; Viridiplantae; Streptophyta; Magnoliopsida; Malpighiales; Linaceae
Source: the annotation of a GenBank genome assembly